AAAAAGGUUCGUUUGCUUGAACUAGUAAUCAGCGGCAAUAUAAAUGUGAAGACUAAUCGUAUUUGUAAUAAUUAGUAACACUUUGUGACUCAGAGAAAAAAGUAUUACAAGAUGAAUUUGCAUGUCUGCUUUUGGUGCAAUGAAGUCUCAAGUGUUAUAAACAUUAGUGGCAGAGACGAAAUAAGUUUUCACAAAAGUAAAUAGUCUCAAGCAAGAUUCCGAAUGCUGAAAACCGUCGAAAAGAUCGCAAUCAAACUCGGUUUUAAACGUCCUCCGCAACCUCCACAACGUUUCAUACCUGUAGGACCAGCUUCCAGAAAACAAUUUCCAGUAGAAGGUUAUCCUUUAAAAAAGUUAUAUGGAACAAAUAAGGUGACAACAACGAAGUACACAUGGUAUGGAUUCUUUUUCCAAAAUCUCGGAGAGCAAGCUCAAAGAAUAGCGAACUUUUACUUCAUAAGUCUUGCAGUCAUCCAGCUUUUCACUGAUGCACCUGUUGCUCCAGUAACUUCUGUGAUUCCACUUGUUUUUGUACUUCUAGUGACUAUGAUCAAGCAGGGGUACGAAGACUUUUUAAGACUUAAAGCAGAUAGAGAGAUAAAUCAUAUUCCCAUUGAAAUUGUCACGGAAGGUGGUCACUUGGAGACCGUAAAAUCAAUGGAAUUGGAAGUUGGCAAUAUAGUACUAUGCAGAAACAAUACAUCUUUCCCUUGUGAUAUACUUUUACUUAGCUCCAGUGAACCAAGUGGAGAAUGCUUCGUAACUACUGCGAGUUUGGAUGGUGAAACAAAUCUAAAACAAUUUGUGGCUAUUGAGCAUACAAAUGUUUAUGAUACACCACUGUCACUUGCUACUGAAUUAAAGGCCUACAUAUGUUGCCAGCAGCCGGAAGAAGACCUGUACAGUUUUAGUGGACGCAUCUGUCUCAAGAACCCAAAUGACAACUUACCUACUAAUGAUUAUCCUUUGGGACCAAAGAACUUACUGCUGAGAGGAGCAUGCCUCCGAAAUACAGACUAUAUUUACGGCUGUGUUGUUUACACAGGCCGCGAUACAAAACUAGCCUUAAAUUCAAAGGGGAAAAAGACAAAGUUUUCACAAGUCGAAGGGAGACUCAAUUUUUACCUUGCUUUUAUACUAGCAUUUUUGGCUCUGUGUGUAAUAAUUUCAAUCACUUUGAGUUUAGUCCUAGGUCACCGUAAUACAUGGUACCUUCCACCAGAAAGGAGAAGUAUCUGGAGUGUCUGCCAAGAAUUCCUGGGAUUUAUUGUUUUAUACAACUACAUCAUUCCAAUUUCAUUAUAUGUGACGAUUGAAAUACAAAAGUUCAUUGGUUCUCUAUUUUUUGAAUGGGAUUUAAAUCUUUAUGAUGAGAGAAUAAACGAGAGAGCGAAGGCUAAUACAUCGGAUUUGAUUGAAGAAAUGGGACAGCGAUUGCACAACAUGACUUUAUCUAAUUUCUCUAAACAUGCACUUAUAAAUCACACUGGCGCAAUAAACGGUAAAAUUCAUUUUUGUUUAAACAAAGGUUAA
This is a messenger RNA of Trichobilharzia szidati, 1533 nucleotides long. The record is from the annotation of a GenBank genome assembly. Lineage: Eukaryota; Metazoa; Platyhelminthes; Trematoda; Strigeidida; Schistosomatidae.